UCCACUCAUUUUCUUUUCUCAUUCCCACAAUCUCAUUUACUUUUUCUCCCUCCAAAGUAGAAGUCCAGCAUUUCUAUUCCACCAUGUCCUCCUUGCAAGCGGCUCGUCGGUCCAUGCAAUGUAUGUUGUCACGCUCAAACGUUCGAUUAGUUCCGGUAUUAGGUAGAAUUUGUGCUGGCCAAGGACGCUUCUUUCAGAGCGCCUCCAUUUUGCGGGGAACCACUUCAUUGAUCUGGAAUCCUAAUGCCAAUGCUCCCAUAGAUACCGGUAUCACGUCGUCUCAUUGGUUUUCUUCCAAGGCGUCGGCUGUCCUCUCUACCGACAUUGACAGCGACAGUGAUGACGAAAGCAGGUAUUUUUCGGAAUUGAAGGAUUUGAAUCCUCGCACUCUGGAGCUUUUGCAGAAAAAGGGUAUUGACUGCAUGACGGAUAUCCAAGACAAGACAUGGGAUGCCGUCGUGUCGGGAAAGGAUGUACUGGGCAAGAGUCGCACAGGAUCGGGAAAGACACUGGCAUUUCUCUUACCCACUUUGGAACGUCUCCUGCAAGAGAGUAACCACACACAGUGCCGCAUGCUCAUUAUUUCACCCACACGAGAACUCGCCUCACAAAUUCAUAAAACAGUGGCCGAUUUGGUGAAAGCACAGGAUGGAAUCCAAGCACAAGUGUUGUAUGGCGGUGUUUCCAAGGGUGCUGAUAUGAAGCGGUUCGAUCGCCGGAAGCAACCUACCAUUGUGACAGCCACACCGGGCAGACUCUUGGAUCAUUUGGAAAACUCCUGGUUGAACGACAGAGACCAGCCAUUUGCCGACUGCUUCAAUGAUAGUGUCGACAUUCUCGUCUUGGAUGAGAUGGAUCGGUUGUUGGAUCUGGGAUUUCGACAGGAUAUUCAACGCAUCAUUUCCUAUUUGCCAGAGCAACCUCGUCAAACACUCCUGUUUUCUGCCACAGUGCCUCCUUCUGUCCAGAAGGAAGUGCAGAGUUACUUGCAACCGGAUCACCUUACCGUCGAUUGCAUUCAAGACGAAGAUCCCAAUUUGCAGACAGUGAAAACCGUAAAACAAUCGCAUGUCAUUGUGCCUCGCGAUCAAAUGAUUGCUGGGGUCGUGCAGUUGAUUGAACACAUACUAGUAUCAUCAUCCUCGGAGAAGAAGAAUGCCAAGUUGAUGGUCUUUUGCAAUACCACCAGCCAAACAACAUUUCUUACCCAGCUCUUUCAAACGUAUCUUCAAAACGACCCAGCCAGCAGCACAACAACGCGACAACCCAUUGUUUUGGAAUUGCACAGCAAACUCUCCCAAAACUCACGCAGCAAUACCAGUGAACGAUUCCGCCGGUCCAAGUCUGCCAUUUUGUUCACGUCCGAUGUGUCGGCACGGGGUGUCGAUUAUCCCGAUGUCUCACAUGUCAUCCAAGUGGGAUGUGCCCGCGAUCGAGAAACCUACAUUCACCGAUUGGGACGCACCGCACGAGCGGGAAAAGAGGGUGAGGGACUCGUGGUACUUCUUCCAGACGAACUCGAUGCACUCGAUGGGUUGUUGAGUGGUAUCGAAAUUCCGCACAAUCUAGAAUUGCAACAGGAUUUGGAAUCUACCAGUUCGGACAACAACAGUAAGCGGCUGGAACGAGCCUUGGACGAUUGGCAAGUGGCCGAAAAGGGAGCGGAUUGCUACCGAGGCAUGUUUGGAUUCUAUUUUCAACAAUUUCGAGAAUGGGGCAUGCGUAAACCCGCGGAUACAGUCUUUGAUUUGAUCAAUUCGUUUGCCGACCAGGCGAGAUUGCAAGAGCGUCCCACUUUGUCUCACAAAGUGUUGAAACAGUACGGUGUCUUGGAUCAUCCAUCGUUGUCCUCGCGUCCGGCAUCAUCCUAUCAGGGUGGUAGUGGGUUUGACCAGCGCCGCCAUCAUCGCAGCGACUUUAGCGGUCGUGGUCGUGGCGAUCAAAGAAGAGGAAAUAAUGAAUCCUUUGGUCGCAAGGGUGGAAGUGAUAAGAAACGAAAUGGCGGAAGCGCCAAGGGAAACCGCCGUCGAGAGACCCGGUGGUGAAUAUUCAACCGCGUUGGUGAAAUUAGCCAGUCAUUAACUAUGCUAGAAGAACAGCCAUUAUAGACUUUGGGAAAGCAAGGAUGCUAGCUAGCAACGCCACUACUAGUCUAAUACUAUCAAUAUCAAACAAGAGCAAUGAACUAGUAUGCAAUAAUAAAGACUCUGGAACCCUUAGAAACCCAAAAACUGCACUGUCACAGCGCACACCUUGUCAUGGAUAAUCCAAGCAUGAAGGAGGCCACCCUUAGAGUCCUUAUCCCCACUAAAUCCAAGCCCACAAUAGUUACAGCGCGUACCGUAUUGGGAAUAGACAUGAAAUAAUAUAUACCCUUGGUCCCUUCUUGUUUUUAGUCAAUCUCAAUGGCAUCUACAGCGCUGUUUCCCUGUUUCUUGAGGCUGGUAGUGGAUUGUCGUUUGCGCGGCUUCUUUUUGAGCUGACUAUUCUCUUCUUGCAGAGACCGAAUGUGUUGCUCUGCCUGUUGGCUCUUCUUCUGGGCAUUAUCCAGUUGUUGCGUCAAUUGUUCAAUGGAUUUUGCCUUGCGUUCAUUUUCGAUUUGGAGACUCGUCAUCGUAGAAUUUUUUCCUCCAGAGCUGGCCUUUGGAGGUUGAAUAGCUGCCGAUGACGGUUGCUUUCCAAAAUUCUGACGAUUUUUUGUCUUCGCAUUGGGGAUAAUGGCCGUGGAGGAUCCAAAACGAAAGUUUUCUUUGGAUGCCGCAGGAGCGUUUUUCUUCUUCUUAUUGGGAUUGACGAUACUGCCAUUCGCUGCAUUGGCGCGCCGCUCAAGAUUGGCAUGGUGAAUGCGAAUGGCUCGUUCUCGGCCUCGGUCCUUCAUUUGUUCGCCAAAGGUAGCCAUGCCUUCAUCAAAUACUUUUCGUUUCUUGGUGCCCCGCAUGUGUUGGUUCCCACCCAGUGCCACGGCUACAUCACGAGAGAUCUCUCCAUGACGCUCCAAAGCUUGCUUGGUCCGAGAGCCCCGAGAGGAUGCUUUUUCGUAGAGGUUUCCAACUCUCGAACGGUUGAGGUUGCGCGAGGAAAGGGACACCUUUGGAUCGGGGCCAGAGCUCUUUCCCAGACGCUCCACGGCUCCUAGACGCUUGCGAGGAGGGUUCAUGGCUGUUGUUUUAUCAAUAGCAGUACUAGUUGCUUGUUAUUUUACCGACUGGGAUUGGGAUGGCGACUACGACUCUUCAUCGGCUUGAUGAGAAGAAACCAUGGUGCUGUGUGUUGUUAUCUAAAAGGGAAUUUCGCCCUUUGAAAUCGGUUAAAAUUUUGGCGGUUAAAGCGCUAAAAGGAUUAGAGAAACGUUUGCUGUCU
Messenger RNA from Seminavis robusta, 3360 nucleotides. The record is from the annotation of a GenBank genome assembly. Lineage: Eukaryota; Bacillariophyta; Bacillariophyceae; Naviculales; Naviculaceae.